This is a messenger RNA of Paramecium primaurelia, 1052 nucleotides long. The record is from the annotation of a GenBank genome assembly. Lineage: Eukaryota; Ciliophora; Oligohymenophorea; Peniculida; Parameciidae.
AUGAAAUUAAAUACAAGCACAUCUAGUGCUCCAUUCAUACCAUAAAGACCAGUUAGUUAAAAUUCAUCAUUUGUUUAAGGAAGAAUGUAAACUCCUCCUAGAGUAGCACGGUUUGCUGAUACAUCACCUCAUGCAUCUUUCGAAUUUGAAGAUUUGAAUUCAUUAUCACUUGAAGAAAUCAAUAGAGAAUUAGAUUAGAAUAGUAUGUAUAUUUUUAAGUAGUUAAUGAGGUGAUCAUGUUGCUUAAUAGAAGAAAAAGUUUGAUUUUAAAUAAAAAGAGAAGACUUAAAGAGGAAUUUUCAAAUAAAAUUGCUGAAUUAAAGAGAUAUCAAUAUGAAGAUUAUGUUUAAGAUUUACAAAGAAUUGAAGAUCCAUUGAUAUAAUCACUUAUGCAAUAAAAAAGCUUACCAAAAAUGCAAAAGUUAUUAGGGAAUGUUAUGAGAGAUUAACAAGAUCGUAAAGUUAUGGAAUUAAGUAAAUCAUAAGAAUUUUGGUAACACAAUAAAAAUGUUGAAACAGAAAUUGACAAUCUACUUAAAAAAUUGAAAUAUUUUGAUAAUGAACUUGAAAAAGACAAUAAUGAGAUAUAUGAAAUUUGUAGAUAAUUAGAUUCAAUUGAUGAUAAUAUUAGAGAUUUACUUAUUACUAAAGUAGAUGACAAUGUUUAAAGAGCAGAACCUUUAUUUGCAAAUAAAUAAAGAUAAUAAUCAAUCCUUAAUGGUAAAUUGAAUUAGAGAAAUAAAUUAAAAGAUGAAAAGAUGAAUUUAAUUUAUAAAAUUAUAGAAGAAUUAUAAAGAUUAAGAGGAUUAAGAUAAGAAAGGAUAAAUAAAUUAAAUAUAGUAUUUGGAGAUGAAGAAAAUAUAUCAAAUUAGAAUUUUUAAGGAUUGUAAAAUGUUUAAGGUUCAUAAUAGAAUUUAGAUUAACCUUAACCAUCUAAGUUAUAGGCUUAUAUGGAUUUUAUGGAAUAAUUUGAUAAUAUAGCAUAAAUGAGAGAUUAAAUAUCUNAGUAACCAAUAAAUAAGAAAGAAAAAAGAGUUACUUUUCUUCUCUGA